AUGGCGGGGGCUGGGGGUCCCCUACGCCUCCGCGACUGGCUGGUGGCGCAGAUCGACAGCGGGCGCUAUGCGGGGUUGUGCUGGGAAGACUCGGGCAAGACCUUAUUCCGAAUUCCCUGGAAGCACGCGGCCAAAUUGGGCUACAAGGCGCAGCAGGACGCAGCGCUCUUCAGGGCCUGGGCAGUGUACAAGGGCAAGCACCUGGAGGGCACUGACAAGGAGGACCCCACCACCUGGAAGACGAGACUCCGCUGUGCCCUCAACAAGAGUGCUGACUUCUGUGAGGUGCGUGAACGCAGCCAGCUGGACAUCUCCAACCCCUACAAGGUCUACCGGAUUGUAUCAGGUGCCCAUGGCCCAGUGACCAAAGCCUGUGCUCUCCCUGAAGAGAAGGGCAGUCCCCAGAGCCAGCAGGAGCCUCCUGGGAAAGUGAUGGGUCAGGCCGGCAGAGCAAACCAGGGGGGACAAUCUGGGAACUUCUGUGGUCCAAAGGUCUCCUCUCCCACCUUCAUUCCCCAUGCUCAGGAGUGUUCUGGAUUCCUCACAGAGGAUGAGGAAAAGGAGGACUCCCUACCACUUGCUGCCCCGCUGCCUCGUCCUUUGGCUGAUCACAGGUACCAGGCACAGGCUCCCACCCACUCCUGGGGCCCCAAGCACUCUGAAGAUUUCAGCAACCCAGAUUGCUGGCUGCACGUGCGACUGUUCUAUGGCGCCGAGCUGGUGCUCGAGGCCACCGCGCGCACGGCCGAAGGCUGCCAUCUGAGCCCGCCCUCCACUGCCGCCGAACACCUGCUGGAGCCGCCGCGCAUUGCGCAAAUUCCCUUCCCAGAACCGCCUUCCGGGGCCCCCGCGCUGCGCUACCUACUGCCCCACUUGAAGCGCGGCGUGCUGUUGUGGGUGGCACCCGAGGGCGUAUUCGCCAAGCGCCUGUGCCAGGGCCGGGUGUACUGGCGCGGCCCGCUCGCCCCACACCGCGCGAGCCCUAACAAGCUGGAGCGGGAGCUCACUUGCCAGCUGCUGGACACACGCCGCUUCCUUGUGGGAUUGUGUGCCCACCUACAGGAUGGCCAUCCAGAACCUGAGUACCAGAUCCGUCUGUGCUUUGGUGAGGAGUACCCGGGCCCUCCAGGACAGCCAGAGGAGCGGCUUGUCAUGGCCCAUGUGGAGCCUGUCUUCGCCCGAGAGCUUCUCCUACACUCCAAGCGCCUGGUCCUCAACACCCCGGUGGGCCCCCAGCCCAGCAUCCCUGAGGCUGUCAUCCACCUGUUGACACACCUGAGUCAGCACUGA
Molecule: messenger RNA, 1290 nt
Organism: Chrysochloris asiatica (Cape golden mole)
Lineage: Eukaryota; Metazoa; Chordata; Mammalia; Afrosoricida; Chrysochloridae
Product: interferon regulatory factor 4-like
Exons: 8
Coding region: 1-1290 (429 amino acids)
Biological process (GO): immune system process; regulation of transcription by RNA polymerase II
Cellular component (GO): nucleus
Molecular function (GO): RNA polymerase II cis-regulatory region sequence-specific DNA binding; protein binding; DNA-binding transcription factor activity, RNA polymerase II-specific
Source: RefSeq, a predicted model, not a curated record